Molecule: messenger RNA, 1923 nt
Organism: Oxyura jamaicensis (ruddy duck)
Lineage: Eukaryota; Metazoa; Chordata; Aves; Anseriformes; Anatidae
Gene: DDX55
Product: DEAD-box helicase 55
Exons: 14
Coding region: 59-1849 (596 amino acids)
Cellular component (GO): nucleolus
Molecular function (GO): nucleic acid binding; ATP binding
Source: RefSeq, a predicted model, not a curated record
CCGCCGCGGCCGGACCCUGUGAGGGGGGGACGGGCCCUGGCGGCGGGACCGGGCCAAGAUGGAGGCGGUGACGGAGGGGCGCUGGGAGGCGCUGCCCGUGGCGCUCAGCCCCGGCGUGCUGCGGGCGCUGCGGGGCCUCGGCUUCGCCCGCAUGACCCCGGUGCAGUCCGCGACCAUUCCGCUCUUCAUGAGUAACAAAGAUGUUGCUGCAGAAGCGGUAACAGGCAGUGGCAAAACCUUAGCCUUUGUAAUUCCCAUCCUAGAAAUUCUUCUCAGACGGGAGCAAAAAUUGAAAAAAAUGCAGGUUGGAGCUAUAAUUAUCACACCGACGAGAGAAUUAGCUAUUCAAAUUGAUGAGGUAUUAUCGCACUUCACAAAACACUUCCCCAUGUUCAGUCAGAUUCUUUUAAUAGGCGGUAGAAAUCCCAUGGAAGAUGUUGAAAAAUUUAAAGAACACGGCGGGAACAUCGUUGUAGCUACGCCAGGCCGCUUGGAGGAUCUGUUCAGAAGAAAAGCAGAUGGGCUGGACCUUGCAAGCUGUGUGAAGUCUCUCGAUGUGUUGGUGUUAGAUGAAGCAGACAGACUUCUCGAUAUGGGCUUUGAGUCAAGUUUAAAUGCCAUUCUGGACUUUUUACCCAAGCAGAGACGGACAGGUCUGUUCUCAGCGACUCAGACUCAAGAGGUGGAGAACCUGGUGAGAGCAGGUCUCCGGAAUCCUGUCCGCAUCUCGGUGAAAGAGAAGGGAGUGGCAGCAAGCAACACACAGAAAACUCCAACACGCCUGGAGAACUACUACAUGAUAUGCAAAGCAGACGAAAAGUUCAAUCAGUUGGUGCACUUUCUUCGACAGCACAAACAGGAAAAACAUCUGGUCUUUUUCAGCACAUGUGCCUGUGUGGAAUAUUAUGGGAAGGCUUUGGAGUCCUUAAUUAAACAAGCGAAAAUAAUGUGCAUUCAUGGGAAGAUGAAACACAAGCGUAACAAGAUUUUUACCGAGUUUCGGAAGCUCCCAGGAGGCAUUUUGGUUUGCACUGAUGUGAUGGCCCGUGGCAUAGACAUUCCAGAGGUACACUGGGUUUUGCAGUAUGACCCACCUAGCAGUGCAAGUGCUUUUGUGCAUCGGUGUGGUCGGACAGCACGGAUUGGCAAUGUUGGCAGUGCACUGGUAUUUUUGCUUCCCAUGGAAGAAUCUUAUGUUAACUUUCUCUCAAUCAACCAAAAGUGUCCCAUGCAGGAAAUGAAACCACAGAGAAAUGUGUUGGAUCUUCUUCCGAAACUGAAGUCUAUGGCCCUGGCUGACAGGGCAGUGUUUGAGAAAGGGAUGAAGGCAUUUGUGUCUUACAUCCAGGCUUAUGCCAAACACGAGUGUAAUCUGAUCUUCCGAAUAAAAGAUCUGGAUUUUGCUAAUCUCGCCAAAGGUUUUGCCUUGUUAAAAAUGCCAAAGAUGCCUGAACUAAGAGGAAAAUGUUUUCCAGACUUUACCCCAGUCACUGUUAAUACAGACUCCAUUCCAUUUAAGGAUAAAAAUAGAGAAAAACAGAGACAAAAGCAACUAGAACAACAAAGAAAGGAAAGACAGGAAAGUGGAGGAAAAAAGAAAUUCAUAAAGAACAAAUCCUGGUCAAAGCAGAAGGCCAAAAAGGAGAAGAAAAAGAAAGCAACAGCUAAAAGGAAACAUGAAGAGGGCUCUGAUGUUGACGAUGAGGACAUGGAAGAGUUGCUGAAUGACACGAGACUCUUGAAAAGAUUAAAAAAGGGAAAAAUUAGUGAAGAAGAGUUUGAGAAGAAACUAACAGGCACCCAAAGCAAACUGAAAGCAGAAACUGUUGCUGACUUAGAGUCUGAAUGACGACUGUUAUUCUAACCAGACUUUUAUGUUGAUACUGCCUAUUUCAAUAAAACUGUAUAUUUAUAACAAAAUAA